Messenger RNA from Syngnathus acus (greater pipefish), 2444 nucleotides. It is a transcript of the gene tasp1, whose product is annotated as taspase, threonine aspartase, 1. The record is from RefSeq and is a predicted model, not a curated record. Bases 227 to 1471 code for a protein of 414 amino acids. Gene Ontology annotation, biological process: protein maturation. Gene Ontology annotation, molecular function: threonine-type endopeptidase activity. The transcript is spliced from 14 exons. Lineage: Eukaryota; Metazoa; Chordata; Actinopteri; Syngnathiformes; Syngnathidae.
CCCGGAAGUACUUUAUGACGCUUUGGCUAACCGGCUAAUGUUACAAAUGACAGGGAAGUAUGCCCGAGUUGCGUGGUUGAGUAGUUCUGUUACGAUUAGCCCUAUGUUAUAUGACAUUGCGAACUGGUGUUUUGCUCUUGGAGGACGAGCAUAAAUUGUAUUCCUUCAAAAUGUUUCCCUCACACGAUGAUGGGCCACGAUAGGCUUGUCAAGUUAUGCAGGGGUUAUGGAAAGUCUACAAAACUCUGCUGAAGAACAACAAUACAUCUUUUACAAAGAUAAUCCAUGGCCCAACAAACAGGAAUCGACUAACAACUACAAACCAGGUGUCAGUGGAUUUGUUUUAGUGCAUGCAGGUGCAGGUUACCAUUCGGAAUCCAAGGCCAAGGAGUACAAGCAUGUAUGCAAAAGAGCUUGCCAGCAAGCUGUGGACCAGCUCAAAGCAGGGGCACUUGCAGUUGAAGCCGUGGCUGCAGCACUGGUUGAGCUUGAGGACUCUCCUUUUACUAAUGCAGGUAUGGGCUCCAACAUAAAUUUGUCAGGGCAAAUAGAGUGUGACGCCAGUAUCAUGGAUGGAAAGUCACUGCAUUACGGAGCUGUGGGUGCUAUUAGUGGCAUUAAGAACCCCGUCUUAGUUGCGAAUCGACUGUUGAGUGAAGCGCAGAAAGGCAAGCUUUCAGCCGGCAGAAUACCCCCCUGCUUUUUAGUGGGACGAGGAGCACACGACUGGGCUGUUAGCCAUGGUGUCCCAGCCUGCCCCUCAGAGAAAAUGGCCACUAAAUUCAGUUUAUCUGCAUACAAGCGGAACAAAAGAAAGAUGGAGCUGGCUGAGAAAAUGGACCCAGGACAUAAUCAAACAAAGAAAAGACGACAAUCAAGUAGAAAUGAAAAUGGUUCCGAGUGCCUUGAUACUGUCGGGGCCAUUGUGGUUGACAUGCAAGGCAAUGUAGCAGCAGCGGUUUCCAGUGGAGGUCUGGCCAUGAAACAUCCAGGCAGGGUUGGCCAGGCUGCUCAUUAUGGAUGUGGCUGCUGGGCUGAAAAUGCAUGCAACAUGAACUCUUACUCUACAGCAGUGAGUACCUCAGGCUGUGGAGAGCAUCUGAUUCGCACCAUGCUGGCACGGGAAUGCUCCGCUGCCAUGCAGUCGGAAGAUGCCCAUCAGGCAUUGCUGGAUGCUAUGCAAAACAAGUUCAUCAGCUCACCCUUUCUGGCCAGCGAAGAUCGAGUUUUGGGUGGCGUAAUCGUCUUGCGCUGCUGCAAAUGUGUGGAACCUCAGCCGUCUACAAAUGUUAAGGGUUGUCUAGUGGAGUUUCUUUGGAGCCAUACCACAGAAAGCAUGUGUGUAGGCUACAUGUCCGCCCAAGACAGCAAAGCAAAGACACACAUAUCCAGAUUACCACCUGGCACUGUUCCUGGUCAGUCGCUGGCCAUCGAAGGAGGUGUUUGUCGCCUGACGAGCGCGGUAGAUUGAGUCCCAUUCGCCUUCCUUGUUCGCUUCUCAAGCAAUAUUAUACUCACAAGGUAUUAUGAUGGAUGAUCCUGGAAAUGAAAAGCUUGAGUGUGGUCUGUGCACUUGCAAGACUUCCAUAUGCACUUGGAGUUAUACUUGAUGCACUGUUGCCUUGAUAUCCCACGUAUUGAUUUAUUCCUUUUUAUGGUAGAUAAGCUACGAUUAUGAGGUAAACAGGGUGGAUGUUAUUUUGUAUUACUUCAUCAAUGGAACUUUUUUUGAGGGAUUUCAAUUCAAAUUCUAUGAUAGUCCUCAAGCACAAUAGAUGAAAUAUGCACACGUAUAAUAACUUGUAAAUGGCGCCUUUAUAUCUGACAGGAAAAAUUGUGAUCUUAUUACUCGGAUAAACAUAUUUAGCAUCUAUGUUUUCUCACACACGUACAUCAUUAAGCCCAUGUUGCACAAGAAAAAUCAUAUGAGUCUUAGUUAAUGAGACACUUUCAGCCUUUAUAACCACAACAUAGUUUAUGAAAAAUUGAGUACAUAGAACUGCAUGCGCUUCACCAAGAGGGCAGAGCUACAUAUAUGCACUACCAGAGCUAUGCGGAUAUUGAAGCACUCAGGUAGCUUACUCAGUUAGAGCUACAAACAAGAACAGCUGUUAGCAAACCAUGAAUAACACAUAUCUUUAUAGAUACUACAUUAAAGGACAUGUAUUUUGUUUUUAUGAAGGAGAGGGUUCAUCUAUAUUACAAUUUAUGCAUUUCAGUGCACAUUCAAAUGGUGCUAUAAAGUUUUACUUGAAAAAGUAUAAAUUCAUCUUUCUGUUAAGCUACUUUUCUCUAUUAAUAAAUGUUCCAAGUCAUAAGACAACAUGACUAACUCCUGUCACAUGAAAAUGUAGUGUACAACUACAAAAUACAGAAAAUUCUAAUAUGUGCGCAGCGUUCCACAGUGAUUCAGAAGUAAAUAAACUUUUAUGUUACCAUGUUAA